This is a messenger RNA of Drosophila persimilis, 1529 nucleotides long. RefSeq lists its product as uncharacterized. The coding region runs from base 80 to 1387 and encodes 435 amino acids. The record is from RefSeq and is a predicted model, not a curated record. The transcript is spliced from 3 exons. NCBI's taxonomy places the organism in Eukaryota, Metazoa, Arthropoda, Insecta, Diptera, Drosophilidae.
CAGUCCACAAAACCCUGUCCAACCAGGCGUAUACUUGAUUUGCGAGUGUAAACUUUUGUGCGAAACGAAUUUCAACAAUAUGGCGGCCAGCAAAGUACCCGACUGGAUAAAUGCGGAAAUAUUUGAAGAUGUUCUCAAGUCAACGGUGCCUGGCUAUUCCAAAGUGAAGACCUUCAAGGCUGACAGUGGCUCUGCCGCGGGAGAAAACUACGCAACGAUCAUGCUGCGUGUCAACAUCGAAGUGGAGCUGGAAGGUAAUAUCCCUUGCUGCUGGAGUGGUGAAUUUCCUCCAUUUCAAACAUAUCUUUUUUCAGAUGGAAAAGCCAAGGAUGUCUCGUACAUGGUGAAGCUGCCCCAUCAGCUUGAGUUUUACCAGGAAAUGAUGAAGAAGACCAACAUUUUCGACACUGAACGCUUGAUGUACAAUGACGUUGUGCCCGAGAUGGAGGCGCUGUACAAGGCAGUGGGUGUAGAUUUGAUUUUCGGUGCCAGGAGCUACGAUUUCAAAGGAGCCAAGAGCGAUUAUGUUCUGUUGGAGGAUCUGAGCAUAAAGGGAUUCAAAAAUGCUAACCGUCUGGAGGGAUUGGAUCAGACGCACACGGAAAGAGUUCUGAAGAAGUUGGCCCAAUGGCAUGCGGCCUCGGCCGUGCGUGUGGCCACGAAGGGCUCAUAUCCGGAGAUGCUUACCAUGGGCUUCUUCAAGGAGGAAAGCAAGCCCAUGAUGACCGAAAUGAUUAAUGGAAUGAUGGCGAGAUUCCUCAAGGUCUGUGUUACCUUCGAGGGCCACGAGGAGUGGAUAGAACAGAUUAAAGCACUUAUUCCCGCAUCCAUAGAUGAAAUGUACAAAAUGGCCAAGAUCGAUCCCCAAGAGUUUAAUGUUCUGAACCAUGGAGACUCUUGGUCCAAUAACAUAAUGUUCCAAUACGAUGCCUUCGGUACGAUUAAGGAGGUGUAUCUUGUGGAUUAUCAGAUUCCCAAGUACGGCACAGUGGCCCAGGAUCUGUUGUACUUCCUGCUUUCGUCCACCAGACUGGAGGAUAAGCUGAGCAAAUUCGAUUACUACAUCAAGUUCUACCACGACAGUCUGAUCGAGAACUUGAAGAUCCUCAAGUACACGAAACCCUUGCCCACGUUGCGAAGCAUUCACUUGGCCCUAUUGAAAUAUGGAGUUUUCGGUUACUCCGUUGUAACUGGAGUUAUGAGUGCAGUUCUGUUGGAUCCUACGGAGAAUGCCAGCUUUGAGAACUUCGUGGGCGACAGUGCGGCCGGGGAGGCCUUCCAGUUGCAGUUGUACACCAAUCCUCGCUACCGCAAGCAUAUCCAGGCUAUCCUACCCUGGCUCCUCAACCGUGGGGCCUUGGAGAUCAGUGCUCCAACAAGCCAAUAAGAAAUUUACACAAUGCCCGCUGUGCGAUAGAAUUUAACGCAACCGACCGACCGUGUGAUAAUGCUGAUAAUGAUAUCUGUUUUUUUUGAUAAUGUGCACACACAAGUAUUAAUAAAAACUAAAAUUAUUCUCCAAACCUAAA